Pogona vitticeps (central bearded dragon) is the source of this 1348-nucleotide messenger RNA. Its product is annotated as V-set and immunoglobulin domain-containing protein 2. The record is from RefSeq and is a predicted model, not a curated record. NCBI's taxonomy places the organism in Eukaryota, Metazoa, Chordata, Lepidosauria, Squamata, Agamidae.
AUGAACAUUUCCAGCCAGAAACCAUAUUCAGGAUUGCUGACUGAUAGACUAGAGAUCGGGCUCACUGCAGUCACCUUUUAUUUACGUUCACCCAACCCACGGGAUGAAAAUGGGUGGGGGUGGAUUUUUCGGUUCCAGGUUUUCAGAUCUAGGGAUGAGACGUCACAUCUUCUCCCCUGUUCCGACUCUCAGGGCAUCCCCGUCCGUUUGGGGUGCUUCCCAGGCAUCUCAGGUGGUUCUUUCUGUCUCCCGCAGGUGCUUGCAUAUGUGCAAGGUGAGGUAGUGGAGAGCUUGUCUCAUUACACCGGCCGGGUGGCGUUCGCCUUCUCGCCGACCAAGAGCGCCACCAUCAUCCUCAACGACACGCGCGGUCUGGAUAGCGGCAUAUAUCAAUGCAGCGUGACGAACCCGCCUGAUACCUCCACGCCCAAUAUUGGGGUGGUCCGGCUCACCGUGUUUGUGCCGCCCUCCAACCCACGAUGCUCGAGCGAAGGGACCACGGAAGAAGGAGGCAGUCUCCAGUUCUCCUGCACGGUAGAGGAAGGGAUGCCCCUGCCCACCUUCACCUGGGAGAAAAUCCCCCCUGAAAACACGCAGCCUUUGGUGGUGAGCUACGAAGACGACCGCCGGGCUCUCCUGCCUUUGCCGAACCUCACCGCCGACGCCUCGGGGCUUUACCGCUGCCUGGCCGCCAACAUGCUGGGCUCCGUCUCCUGUGUCCUGGAGUUGCGGGUUCACGUCGCCCCCCACGGCCCCACCUCCCUGGUGGUGGGCAUCACCCUCAUGCUCAGCAUGGGGCUGGUCCUGCUGACCCUCUUCGCCCUGGGCUUGUGGCUGCACCACGACCGCGUGGCCAAGUGGCCAGAGAACGAAGAGGAAGACUCACACAACGAGAUCAGGAUCGACAGUUUUUCCUUGGGGCGCCUGAUCGUGGCCCCCUCCGGAGACGGCCUGGCAGCCCCUUCCGCCUCCAAGCCCCUCUGGAUCUUCACCAGCUCCACACCCAACACCACCUUCGCCCACCGCGAAUGGAGGCCCCGGACGCAGAAGAAGGCGAGCCAGGCCGCACCGCCGGGGGGCCUCCAACCGCCUGCCCCAGCCGGCCCCGGGAGAUGGAGGAGCGCCAGCCUCUCGGAGCGGCAGGACUCCUUGUCCAGAAGCGAGGAGAAGCACCCCACCCCCAAACCCAUAGGGUUCCUGGUCUAGGAGCCGCUGGGUACGGGAAGGUGCUCGUCAUGCCAAUAGAGAUGGGAUUGUUGGGGGGGGGAGGCCAAGGCUGUGCUGUUGUGACCCCCCUACACGGGUGGCCAUUUUUGGCUUGUACUCCAUAAGAAUAAGAAUAAUAAAG